Molecule: messenger RNA, 1755 nt
Organism: Lathyrus sativus (Indian pea)
Lineage: Eukaryota; Viridiplantae; Streptophyta; Magnoliopsida; Fabales; Fabaceae
Source: the annotation of a GenBank genome assembly
AUGGAACUUGAAGUUGAAGCACCACAAAGAUGGGAAGGUUAUGUUGACUGGAGAAACAAGCCUGCCCUUAGAGGUCGCCAUGGAGGCAUGCUUGCAGCUUCCUUUGUUCUUGUUGUGGAGAUAUUGGAGAAUCUAGCAUUUUUGGCAAAUGCAAGCAAUUUGGUUUUGUAUUUGAAAGAGUACAUGCAUAUGUCUCCUUCUAAAUCUGCAAACAAUGUUACAAAUUUCAUGGGAACAUCGUUUCUUCUUGCUCUACUUGGUGGUUUCUUGUCGGAUUCAUUUCUCACCACUUAUCAUGUUUACUUGAUAAGUGCACUUAUUGAGUUACUAGGUUUAAUCAUACUCACAAUACAAGCUCAUUCACCAUCACUAAAACCAACAAAAUGUAAUGGAUCAACUCAAUGUGAGGAAGUUAAUGGUGGAAAAUCAGCACUAUUAUUUUGUGGUUUGUAUCUAGUGGCUCUUGGAGUUGGAGGAAUAAAAGGGUCACUACCGGUUCAUGGUGGUGAGCAAUUUGAUGAAAGUACACCAAAUGGAAGGAAACAAAGAUCAACUUUCUUCAACUACUUUGUCUUUUGUCUAUCAUGUGGUGCUCUUAUUGCAGUUACUUUUGUUGUUUGGGUUGAAGAUAACAAAGGUUGGGAAUGGGGUUUUGCAAUUUCAACUGUUACUAUGUUUUUGUCUAUUCCAGUGUUCUUGGCUGGCUCAACUACUUACAGGAAUAAGGUCCCUUCUGGAAGUCCACUUACCACUAUUUUGAAGGUACUUAUUGCUGCAUCACUAAACACCUUCACCAACAAAAACUCAAGCAAUGCAGUUGCAAACAUGUCUUCAAGCCCUACAAAUCCAACCACACAAACAAAACAAUCACAACAACAAAUCCAAACCACAAAACCAACCACAACAACAUCUCAAACACCAACACAAACCCUAAAAUUCCUCAACAAAGCAUUCACAAACAAACCUAUCCACACAUCCCUAACAUGCACACUCCAACAGCUAGAAGACGUCAAAAUAAUCCUCAAAAUACUCCCCAUCUUCGCAUGCACAAUCAUGCUCAACUCUUGCUUAGCUCAACUCUCAACAUUCUCCGUCGAACAAGCCGCCACAAUGGACACAAAGCUUUUCUCCACCUUCAAAGUUCCUCCGGCCUCCUUACCAGUUUUCCCGGUACUCUUUCUCAUGAUCCUUGCACCAAUCUACGACCACAUCAUAAUCCCUUACGCAAGAAAAGUUACGAAAUCCGAAACAGGUAUAACUCAUCUCCAAAGAAUCGGAAUCGGGUUAAUACUCUCCAUACUCGCAAUGGCCAUAGCCGCAAUAGUAGAAAUCAAACGACGAAAAAUAUCCUCACACUUCAACAACUUAGCAACAAAAAAAUCUCCAUUACCUAUCUCAUUUCUUUGGAUCGGUUUCCAGUAUUUAUUUCUCGGUUCCGCCGAUCUCUUCACUCUAGCUGGACUGUUAGAGUUUUUCUUCUCAGAAGCACCUUCAAGUAUGAGAUCAUUAGCAACAUCACUUUCUUGGGCUUCUUUGGCAAUGGGAUAUUACCUAAGUUCAGUGAUUGUUUCUAUUGUAAACAGUGUAACUGGUAAUGGUGAUCAUAAACCGUGGCUAAGUGGAUCCAACCUUGAUAACUAUCAUUUGGAGAGAUUCUAUUGGUUAAUGUGUGUGCUAAGUGGGUUGAAUUUUCUUCAUUAUAUGUAUUGGGCUGCUAGGUAUAAAUAUAGAGGAAGAGGGAAUGGUGGUGAAUGA